AUGAGAUUGAUGUUUAUAAAAAAAGAAGAAAGUAAGAGGGCAAAACGUCGUAUACUUCUUUAUUGUGGUUCUACUUCUACAUUGGUUAGAUUCUGUUUACAAUUAGAAGAAUUCUAUCCAAUUUUAAUACUUAAGUUAAUGAAUCAAGUUACAACAAGUAGUGGAUAUAAACUAUUUGAACAGACCAGUAACCAAAACUAUCCAAACCUCGCGUCUCCCUUCUCAUCGUCAAACCGACUCGACUCUUCCUCAGCAUCACCAAAUCCGCCACCAACAUUCACCGUCUAUAACCAACAUCUUAACAAACACGACUACAAAGACACUAACAGUGAUCUGAAUCAACUUCAAAGUUUAUCUACUUGCUCGCUAAAUAAUGAUCAGAGAAAUAUUAGUUCCAUGCAAAACAACAGUCUCAAUGUUCUUGUAUCUGGGAGUGUAGCCGGUGCGAUCAGUAGAACUGCAACCGCUGGCUUUGAAAGAUUGACCAUCAUCCAACAAGUUCAAGGACUAGCCAAAGAUGGUCCGAAAUAUACUGGUUGUAUUCGAGGUCUGCGUGAGAUGAUCUACAAAGAGGGUAUUUGGUCGUUAUUCAGAGGCAACGGUGCCAACAUUGUCAAGGUAUCGCCAAACUCUGCUAUUCGAUUCUUUACCUACGAGUAUUGUAAGAAUCAAUUCACUGGAUUCGACACUACCAAGAAGUUGUCCGGUGUCCAAUCUAUGACCGCCGGUGCUAUGGCUGGUCUUACUUCAACAUUUGCUACAUAUCCACUCGAUGUAAUUCGUACGAGACUCUCACUUCAAGGCUGUACCACAUCAUCUGAUUUCGGUGCAGUGCGUUACAAAGGAAUCUAUCAUGGUUUCUCAAAGAUCCACGCUGAAGAAGGUGUCAGAGGUUUAUAUAAAGGUUUAGGUACUGCUAUUAUGAGUGUUGCUCCUUGGGUAUCACUUAGUUUUGCUUCAUAUGAAGGAUUUAAAUCAAUUGUACAUAAAUUAAUUCAACAACAACAACAACAACAAUUAUUGGAGCAACAAGAACAAGAACAACAACAAAUCUCUUUUGGCCAAUCAUCUUUAUUAUCAUCACCAUCAACAAUAUCAAAUGCACCCAAUGUAAAGGGUCGUGAUAUGCUCAUCGAUCUUGGCUGUGGUGCAGCCAGCGGUUGUAUUACGAUGACCGUUUGCUAUCCUCUCGAUGUUCUGAGAAGAAGAAUGAUGAUACAAGGAAUCGGUGGUGAAACCAAUGCCACCAUCUAUAAAAAUGGACUUCACGCUUUGAGAUCCAUUGUCAAAUCAGAGGGUGUUUCAUCGCUAUACAUGGGAAUUGUGCCUGCCUACUUUAAGGUUGUUCCAACUGUUGCCAUCUCGUUUGCAGUGUACGAACUAUGCAAAGGAAUGUUGGGCAACGAACAAAAGAACCUCUCUGAUACUACUAAACAAUCAAACAAAUUAAAUUAG
Heterostelium album PN500 is the source of this 1455-nucleotide messenger RNA. It is a transcript of the gene mcfV, whose product is annotated as mitochondrial substrate carrier family protein. Gene Ontology annotation, biological process: transmembrane transport. Lineage: Eukaryota; Evosea; Eumycetozoa; Acytosteliales; Acytosteliaceae. The record is from RefSeq and is a predicted model, not a curated record. The transcript has 4 exons. The coding region runs from base 1 to 1455 and encodes 484 amino acids.